Plasmodium fragile is the source of this 3093-nucleotide messenger RNA. RefSeq lists its product as uncharacterized. NCBI's taxonomy places the organism in Eukaryota, Apicomplexa, Aconoidasida, Haemosporida, Plasmodiidae. The coding region runs from base 1 to 3093 and encodes 1030 amino acids. The transcript has 5 exons. The record is from RefSeq and is a predicted model, not a curated record.
AUGAGUUCGCACGCGGGGACAGAUAAGUAUGUGGAGGAAUUUAUUGCACAUGUUUUGGCCAUAUGGGCCACGAAGGAACGGAGGUUCACGCCGAAGGAGUUUAACGAGGGGCUAUGGAAUAUUAUGAAGGGACUAUUGCAGGAAUUUGUGCAGCAUAUGGAAAAAAUGCAGGAGCUCGGACUAAUAGAGUCACUGGGUGCCAACUGUGAUAAUACUGGUUGGGAUUAUAUGGACGACAGUACUGAUUUGUUCGUAACUUUUACUGAAAACGCCAGACUGACUUGCCAGAUCAUGUCCGCUGCAUUAGGGUUCAUGGGUACAGUAAGACAAGGACGUGAUGUUGCAGUAACGAGGACUGACAAUGAGAAAGAUAUUAGAGAGAUAUUAGGAUGCGUUGUGAUGCAUGCAUUUGCCAGUAUCUUAAGAUAUACAACGUGUGGGGAUACGUGGAAAGGAAUAAAUUAUGCGUGGAGAACAAUGAAGCAGGUGGAAGGCGAUGGGUUCGCCGGGAGCGAGGGUGCUAUUGCAAGCGCAAGAUGCGAGAAAAGCGGUUGGAAGGGAUUAAAAAUAGGUAGCGCAAACAUUCAAGACGCGGUUGAUACGUGGUUAUCGCACAAUACGGAAUUAUGGACAAAACUGAGGACAAUACAUGGCCAUGAGAACUGUCGACGCCACAAGUCAAGAACAGAUGCAUUAGCAAAAACAACAGGGAACGUGGAUCCAGGCGCACGUGUCAUCGGCAGCGGUGGCAUUGGAAAAGAAAUAGUGACAGUGGUGAAGGACGUAUUCGACAAGAUGAAGGACGACGUAAUACAAAAAUCCAAGUCACCGCCACAACUACCAGGAGCAGAAAAGGAAAAGACCAAGCAGACAGAUGCGUCAGAUCCUGCCAAGACAAAUGACAACAAGAGCCACAAGGAAGAGAAGACUACAGAGAGCAAGGGUGACCAGAAGGAUAAGGCAGCAGCACAACCCGCAGCACCGGCCCCAGCAUCACCAGGUGGAGAAUCAGUAGGAAGGGCAGAUACACCACCAGCGGAUGCAGCACCAGCAACAUGGACAACGUCAUCUACAGGCACGGGACAAGGACCGGGUCAGGGACCUGGACCUGGACCACAACCACCCCGACCACCAACAGGUAAUACGUGUACAGAGAGUUCCACCAGUACGAAUACGAACGGAUCCGGCGUUAGCAUCAGCCUCGGGUGCACUCCAGAUUCCGCGUGGGGAGUUCCCUCUAGUAUACCUCUAACUCCCCCUGAUCCAGAGCCAGGACCCACGCAAUCUGUACCUGAGGCCCCACCUGCACAGAUAGACCCAUCCACUAAAUCAGAACCAGGAAAACCAUCAUCUGAGACUACAACAUCAUCAACAGGAACACAUACACCAGGAGCAGCGGCAACCCCCAGUACACCUACUGGUGGAAAGGACGAUGCCCUUCUUCCCAAAGGCGAACCUGAAUCCACACGUACAUAUCAGGCAGACGUAUCCUGCAGCACUAAUGAAUCCGAUACUUUCAGUAGCUUUGCUGGCGGUCUGCAUCAUUCCUGUAACAAAAACACCGACGGCUCGAAUGACCACAGUAACACUUCCUCCUGCAGUGGUGGAGUCAGUAAAGAUACUGCUGGGAAACCUGAUGGAAGCAGUACUCCAGAUGGUAACAAUGUUCCAAAUAGUGUCCCGCAGAACCCUCAGCGGGAUUCACCUAGCCCCUUAGAACCAGUAGUGGUCCAGACGGGAAGUACAAUACAUACCAGUCAAUCACCAACGGGCUCACCAAACCGUCCGCCAGGACAAGCGGACCAGGUUGAUAAACGUAAUUCAUCCAAUGGAAUAUCCAAUACAGCAGGCGGUACAGCGGGUUCAGAAAAAGGAACCUCGAAUGAACUACCACCUACGCACCUUUUCCCGAAAGCAGUCGACCCCAAGGAUCUCGUCCCAUAUGUACCCGCGAUUAUUCCAGCGGUUGUUGGUAUUGCGAUCAUUGCGUUCUUCCUCUGGAAGUACUUUGCGUACCUCGCUAAACGACGACGAACAUAUCGAACCGUGCGUGACGUGCCGUCACCGCCACUCGACGAAGAAAUAUUGGAGCAUCUACAACGCGCGGACCUGCCGCCACCCGAUUACGGGUACACCAUGAUUCGGGAUAGGCAACCUUCGUCAAUACCUGGUAGAGGCCGCCCACCACGCGUGCAUAAGCGCACCAUCAUGGAGCUACAUCUAGAAGUGCUCCACGAAUGUGACGCAGCCGCGUGGGAAAACGUCAAAGACGACUAUUUGCACAUACUCGUUCACGAGUUUAUGGGGGGCAACAACAUGUGUACAAGUAGCUCGGAUGUCUGUACCCCAGACGACGGUUUAGCAACCCACGAUUCGACAACCCGCGAUGUGACAACCGCGCAUUCGACAAACCGGGAUCUACCGAUCGAUUCCGACGGCACAGAUCCAUGUCCACCACAUGACCCCGAUCCAUGGAGUUGUAUGGAAACCAUACAGUUAGCAACCGACCCUUGUCGACCUCAUGACCCCGAUCCAUGGAGUUGUAUGGAAACCAUGGAGUUAGCAACGGACCGUGCUCCACCUCACGCAGAGGACCGAUGGAAUUGUAUGGAAUCCAUACAGUUACAUGCACAACAGAGUCGUGCUCAUUCCGACCACGGUGACGAGACGUCGGCGUGCACCCACUGGAUUAACUGGAUUGACCGCAACAAGUACUUUUUGCGGGCGUGCGCGACGCAGCCGUGGUUUUUGCAAUUAAAAGCGGAUUGGAAACAAUACCUGCGUGAGCACAUCGUGUCAGACGCAGCAUCCGGUGACCACAAGACAGCCGCAACCAUGGAAAGGACGAAAUUGGAUGCAUGGCAAGCAUGGGUUGCAAAACAACAUGACCUUAUGAAUACAUAUAGUGCGGAGGCGUGGUUCCAACAUUUGUUGCAUAAUGUACAGCAGGAGACAGCACCGGAAAAACGCGCAGUACCUAUAGCGGAAAAAGCCUUAGAACUGGACAAAGUAAUGGCCGCAGAAGAUAUACUGAGAGUGAGAGUUGCACCAUGCACGCAACUUCAUCAGCAACCUUACUGCAACCACCGUUAA